GUUUCUGAAAUCUUUAGAUGGAUUUCAAGGAAGACUCCAGUACAGCUACAUUUCUUACUUCUCUAAUUUUUGGUGAUUUCUAUGAGCAAGCUCUUGAUCUACUAAACAAAUACCCAGGAGUAGUCUUGAUCAAGGAUGUUGACAGAGUUACUGCCAUGGAUGCACUCUCAAGGAAGCCAUCUGCAUUUAAAAGUUCAUUCCCAACCAGAAGAAGUGGAAUUGGGACCUUGGGAUAUUAUUUUCAGAAUUUUAUGUACUCAUUGCUAGAUGUCCAUGUCGAUGCAAAAAAUGCAUGUUGCCACACAAGAGGAGACGUGGAAAAUUCCUUCGAUGCUAACGGAGAAAGAACUCAAGGAAGUUUUAUAUGUGGGAAGGGUCUAAGCUUAUGCUUCCAUGGGCUGUUUCAGAAUGCACUUAAACUAGUGCCUGGUCACGAACACAUCUAUCAUGAGAAGUUGAAGCAUAAUAAAGCUACUGUGCUACUUAAAGAAGUCUGGAGGCUAGUAUCAGAAAUUAGCGACCUUGGCCAUGUGGAUAUUGAGGAUGUAGUGGUUGCAGCAAUGUUUCAAGCAACCCAGAAUGGGAUUGUUGAAUUUAUCCAAGACAUUAUCGACAACUGUCCUCAGCCUCUAUCACAAUUGUAUCCCAAGUCUGAAGGUUCAGAUUAUGAAGGCCAAACAAUAUUUCAUUAUGCAAUCAUCAACCGCCAGGAAAACAUAUUCCGCCUUAUCCAUGGUCUAGGCCCAACCAAGAAUGAUCUUGCAAGGUUAGCAGAUAAUUCAAAGAACCUCAUGUUACAUCUAGCUGCAAAACUAGCACCUAUUCAGAGGCUCAAUCAAGUUCCUGGUGCGGCUCUCCAAUUUCAACGUGAGCUACUAUGGUAUAAGGAAGUGGAAGAAAUUAUACCCUCAACCCAUGAAGAGUUUCAAAAUAAGGAUAAUAAAACACCAAAAAUGUUAUUCAUAGAGGAGCAUAAAGAACUAUUAAAUGAUGGAGCAACAUGGAUGAAGGAAACAGCAACACAAUGCAUGGUGGUGGCAACACUAAUCACUACGAUUAUGUUUGCAGCCGUGUUUACUAUACCAGGCUCCAAGGAGAGUGAUCAUACCGGAGAACCCAAUUACAUACAUGGCAAGUUUCCUAUAGUUUAUGUCAUAUCAAAUAUAUUAGCACUUUGCUCUUCCGUCGCUUCAAUGUUGAUCAUUCUAACCAUUAUUACUUCAAGAUAUUCGGAAGAAGACUUCUUGAGGACUUUGCCGCAGAUGCUGAUGAUGGGCCUUUUCUUUCUCUUCUUCUCUAUAGUGGGGAUGAUGAUAGAAUUUGUAUCAGCUAUCUUAAUUAUGCUUCACUUCAAUGUUCUCUGGGUCUCCGUUCCAAUUGUCGUCGUAGCAAGUAUCCCAAUCACUAUAUAUGCUUUGGUGGAACUUCCCCUUUUCAUACAAUUGAUAUUUGCAACAACCUCGGCAGAUGUUUUCGGGAAGAAACCAAAAAAAGCAUGA
Molecule: messenger RNA, 1499 nt
Organism: Telopea speciosissima
Lineage: Eukaryota; Viridiplantae; Streptophyta; Magnoliopsida; Proteales; Proteaceae
Product: ankyrin repeat-containing protein NPR4-like
Exons: 8
Coding region: 18-1499 (493 amino acids)
Source: RefSeq, a predicted model, not a curated record